GCCGGGCGUGGCCGCCCCCCGCGGCUCCAGGUGCCGCCGCCUCCCGCCCGCCAUUGUGCGCGGCCGCGCCCCGCUCGGCGGCAGUGGGCGGGCGGCCUCCGUCCCUCUCCCUCCUUCCCUUCCCUUCCCUUCUCCUCCUCCGCCCUCCCGCCCGGCCCGACGCCCCGACAGUCGCCGAGCCUGCGGUCGCGGGAGGCGCCGGCAUGGAGGGCGACGGGCUGGAGCCCGAGGUUGCCACAAAGAGUAUUGAAAGAGAGCUCAUCUGCCCAGCAUGCAAGGAAUUGUUCACUCACCCGCUGAUCCUUCCAUGUCAGCACAAUGUCUGUCACAAAUGCGUGAAAGAAAUACUCUUCACAGUUGAAGACUCUUUUGCUGAUGGGGGUUCUGAAUCCUCUAAUCAGAGCAGCCCUCGAAUUCGAAUCUCAUCUCCUAGCAUGGAUAGGAUUGACAGGAUUAGUAGAUCAGGAUUUGCUGUCUACACAGGCAGAAAACGCAAUUCACUGACUCCUAGAACAACUAUGUUUCCUUGUCCUGGCUGUCAGCAUGACAUUGAUCUUGGAGAACGUGGCAUCAAUGGCUUGUUUCGCAAUUUUACGUUGGAAACCAUUGUGGAAAGACACAGGCAGGCAGCCAGGGCAGCCAUAGCUAUCAUGUGUGACUUCUGCAAACCUCCACCUCAAGAAUCCACGAAGAGCUGCAUGGACUGCAGUGCAAGCUAUUGCAACGAGUGUUUCAAAGUACACCACCCUUGGGGAACUGUGAAGGCCCAGCACGAGUAUGUCGGACCAACCACCAAUUUCAGACCCAAGAUUUUAAUGUGCCCGGAACAUGAAAUGGAAAGAGUAAACAUGUACUGUGAAAUCUGCAGAAGGCCUGUCUGUCAUCUUUGUAAACUGGGUGGAUCUCAUGCAAACCACAGGGUAACAACGAUGAGCACUGCCUAUAAAACACUGAAGGAAAAGCUUUCAAAAGAUAUAGAGUAUCUCAUCAGUAAGGAGAGCCAGGUGAAAGCUCACAUUUCACAGCUGGGUCUGCUGCUGAAAGAAACAGAGUGCAAGGGGGAAAGAGCUAAAGAAGAGGCAUCUCAGAGUUUUGAGAAAUUAAUUCAUGUUCUGGAGGAGAAGAAAUCUGCAGCUCUUCGGGCAAUUGAUGCAUCUAAGAAUUUAAGACUGGACAAAUUGAGAACCCAGGCAGAAGAAUAUCAAGGUCUCCUGGAAAAUAGUGGCCUCGUGGGAUAUGCUCAAGAAGUACUUAAAGAAACAGAUCAGUCCUGUUUUGUUCAAACAGCAAAACAACUUCAUGUCAGAAUCCAAAAAGCUACUGAAUCUCUGAAGAGCUUCAGACCAGCAGCUGAAUCUUCUUUUGAAGACUUUGUGGUGGACACUGCCAAGCAAGAACAGAUCCUUGGCGACUUGUCCUUCUAUUCCAAUGGUCUGGAAAUACCAGAAAUCAAUGAAGAGCAGAGCAGAAUAUACAACAAAGCUGUGAUCAGUUGGGAAUCCCCUGGGAAGACAGACUCAGCUGAUAUCUAUGUUCUUGAGUAUCGUAAGUUUAACAGAGAAGAGGAGAAUGUGAUGUGGCAGGAGAUCGAAGUUUGCAGCAAGAGCAAAGUCAUAUCUGAUCUUGAUGACGACAGCAGCUAUGCUUUUAGAGUUCGAGGAUAUAAAGGGUCCAUCUGUAGCCCUUGGAGCAAAGAAGUUAUUUUGCAUACACCUCCCGCUCCAGUUUUUAGCUUUCUUUUUGAUGACAAGUGUGGGUACAACAGUGAACGUCUGCUGCUCAACCCAAGAAGAACUGCUGUGGAAAGUAGAGCUGGAUUUCCUCUACUGCUAGGAGCUGAACGCAUACAGGUUGGAUGCUACACAACUCUGGAUUACAUCAUUGGUGACACUGGGAUUGCCAAAGGGAAGCACUUCUGGGCCUUUCGUGUGGAAGCCUAUUCCUACCUGGUGAAAGUGGGAGUUGUUUCUAGCGCCAAAAUACAGAAAUUGUUCCAUAAUACCCAUGAUGUGACCAGCCCGAGGUAUGAACAAGACAGCGGCCAUGACAGUGGGAGUGAGGAUGCCUGCUUUGACUCAUCACAGCCUUUCACGCUGGUCACUUUGGGCAUGAAGAAGUUCUUCAUCCCCAAGGCUGCUGCUGACCCCAAGGAUGCAGCGAGCAGAGUCCUCCCUCUGCCCUCUUGCCUGGGGAUCUGCCUUGACUGUGACAACGGCAAGGUGGGUUUCUAUGAUGCUGGCCGCAUGAAAUGCCUCUACGAGUGCGAGGUGGACUGCUCGGGCAUAAUGUACCCAGCGUUUGCCUUAAUGGGUAGCGCAGCAAUUCAUCUUGAGGAAGCCAUCGCAACAAAGUACUUGGAGUACCAAGAUGACCUAUAGGGUGGUGAUCUCCUCCUGUUGCUGUUUUGAGAUGGAAAAUGAGAACAGAGGUGUCCUACCCUAGUUUUCAGUCCUGAUUAAUUACAUUAUACCUAAGUGCUGCACACAAGCCUUUGGGUCAUGUUUUUGUGUUUGUUUUUUUUGUGCUUUUUUUUUUUUUUUUCAAACAAAUGAUCCAGACACUUCCACCAGUAGGAGAUGUUCUUCCAGGAGCACUCCUGCCUUCCUUGUGACCUGUGCAAUGCUGAUCUCCACAGACUUUCCUCCCAGGGGGAGGUGAGGAGGAAGCUCAGCUAGCAACCAAAAUCACUUGUCAGGGUGGAAAUCUGCCUUUUAUGUAACUUAAGUCCUUACACAGUCAACUUUGCAUUUAACAAAGUCAAAGCUGACAAUGUGUGAUUGCCAUUAUUCUUUUAAGAAAUCUGCCUGAGUGCAUCUGAGGGGUGAAAUGGUUUCUUACUAACCAAUGAGCACCCUGGAGGUGGUUCUUUGAGCACUCUAUAACUCUUGCACAAAUACAAUACAAAGCAGUGAGAAAUGAGAAUUGCAGUUGAACAUUUAGGCUGUAUUUGGAAGGAGGAGAUUAAACUAGAAACUGUAUUUCAUAUAUGUUUAAUGUGACUGUAAGCUGAAACUCUAGUUCUGACACCUGUUGUGUAGUUGGUGGUAUAAUGGUAAGUUUCUGUACUCUUCCAGGUUUUUAGUGUAGGCAACAUAAAAUAUAUAAAGUGCAAUUUGACCUUAAACAGACUUUAGAGUCCAAAAUCAGAAGUAUUUGCAUGUGUGAGUAAUAGUAACCUGGUAUUUAGGGCAAAAGCAAACGACUUAUUGACAUGACUAAUAACAUGCAAACUUUUAAAAAUUCAGGUACUUCUGUUAAUGUGUUUCUAAGUUAAAUUUUUAGUCUAGUAUUGGCUUGUUUUUAGUAAUAAUCAUAAAAAUGCACUGAUUAAGUUUUGAGACUCAAUUUCUGCCUUAAAGGAUGUUUCUGUUCAAAUUUCUGUUCUUGUGUUUAAAAACUGUAUCAUGAAGUAGUGCUUGCACCUGUUUGGAAGUAAUCUGUGUAAACAAAAACCAAACAGAUGAGUACUUGCACUGCUAAUUUGCAUUGUGGAAAAAUAACUUCUAAAGUGAAGGAUGUUUCUAAUACACACUUGGUGCUUUCUGAAUUGGGGAUAUAAUGUCGCAUCUUGAUGAAUGUGUGUGAAGUAUGCUUACUAAGUACCUGUAUAUAGCUGUAGAGCAAUGAACUGGGACCUGAAAAUCACAGUACACUUAAAUGAAUGUAAGUCGUAGUGCAAAACCUUAGCUGUGCUUUGCUGUCUGAACUGCUGUGCUGACGAGUCUGCCAUGCUCAGUGUCCUCUCUCCUAAGGCUCCAUCCAGUGACCACUGUCAGAAAAAAACGGCAGAAAGGAAAACUGGUGGAAGGUGAAUACGACAGCUCUUUGGGGGCUAGAAACGCUCAGCAAGGGCAACCUCUUGUGUGUGUCUCACCACAAACAUUUUCUGCCUUAUUAACGCCGUGUAGAAGUAAAUUCUAGAGCUUUUUGCCUGCUGAUGUGAGAAACACUUUGAUACCUCAGGCAGCAGUGCUGAAGCAAUGGGUGUCUCGUGGAACUUUCUCCUGAAGGAGAAAUGGCCAAUUGUCCCUCAGUCGU
Cygnus olor (mute swan) is the source of this 4038-nucleotide messenger RNA. It is a transcript of the gene TRIM36, whose product is annotated as tripartite motif containing 36. The transcript is spliced from 10 exons. The coding region runs from base 204 to 2378 and encodes 724 amino acids. Lineage: Eukaryota; Metazoa; Chordata; Aves; Anseriformes; Anatidae. Gene Ontology annotation, molecular function: protein binding; zinc ion binding. The record is from RefSeq and is a predicted model, not a curated record.